CUAAUUGUCCUUGUAAUCGAUUAUCUGUACGCGAACCAAAAUUCUGUAUUUUUUUCUUCUUCUUAUGUUUCUAUUUAAUUUCAUUCGUUUAUGAACAAACGAUCGCGUACAAUGGAAACUACGUUCGAUUUGUAAGAAUUGCAAUAGAAAUUUAUCUAUGUAAGAAAAGUUGCUACUCGCGUUCGGCUGCUGUUUGGUUCGAUUACACAAACAAUAGACUCGUACAAAUUUCUGUAAAUAACGCGUGCGAGUGUGUAUAUAUAUAUAUAUAUUAUGAAAGAGCUGUCUUUGUACAUAAAAUGGUUUAUUUGUCAAAUCGUUGAUACGUUAAAUCAUUGUUACUUUUUCAAUCCAAUAGUUCUGAAAAUCGUUCACCGAUCAUCGAGACUUCAUUACCUUUUCAUAUAGCUCAACGAACGUAGAUAAAUCUAACGAACGAUCCCAUAGAAUUCGCGAUGAAGAAGUCGCGAGAAUAAUAAAAUGCAAGAAAGACGAAUUUGUCCGAAAACCUUGAAAUUUUGAUAACGAUUACGCGCGUUUCCAAUAAUUACCUUGUGAAAUGGAACCCGGUGAGGAAACGCGAUGCUUUUAAAAUUACGACUACUUUGUACGAUAUCUAUAUUGAACGUUGAUGAGCAUAUUUUGAAAAAUCCCACCCAAUUACGACGUUCGGGUGUAGGGAGUCGCGUCGCGACGCUCCAUACAUCGUGCGCCGUGCGCCGUGCGCUGUCGCAGUCGGAGUCGGCCGAGAAAAACCGAGAGAGGGAGGGAGAAGAAAAGAAAGAGAAAGAAGACGAACAUCGAUGUCGGGUGCACGCGACCGUCGCUAUAAGAUUAAAAUAAUUGUUAAGAGCGCUCGCGAGAAUAAAUUUCGGAAAUCUGCAAAUAUAUAUAGUUAAAAGGAAGCUAGUCUUACCGAGAGGGUGUACGUACGAGACGCGCAACGAAUUCACGGGUAUCCUCGCAACGUUCGUUUGUUCGUUCGUUCGUUCGUUCGGUCUAGAGGCCGAAUCGAAUCGAUUCUUCCGUACGACGAGCUACGCGUUCGCGUUCGGUUCGUCUCGUGAACGGUCUCGCGCUGUCGUCGCGAAUUAUGAGUUCGAUUGUCCUCAAAUCUCUCUCGGUUCUCCUCGGUAUAUUCUUUAUUUUCGUCGGUACGAUGAAAUUAACUUCGCACAUUAGUAAGGAUCUUCACAAGGAUUUGAGAAAGGAGUACGUGAAAUACGCAAAGGUGUUUCCACUUUCUGGCACGUUGGAUUUUAAAGUGCCAAGUAAAUGGUACAGAAGAGUCGUCGGAUCGCUAGAGAUCAUUUGUGGAUUUACAAUGGCGAUAUUCCCGGGCUUCAAAAUAAAAAACGUAUCAAACACGAUUCUACUUUUAUUGAUGUUCUUGGCCGUGUAUUCUCAUUAUAUGGUAAACGACAAAUUCGAAAGAAUCGCUCCGGCAUUGGUAUUUUUUUUCAUGCUGACGGGACGACUAGUGAUCGAUUGGCAGCUCAGGCGGGAGAACGCGCAACCGGUUACGGCUAACGGAGUGGACGAUAAAACCAAGAAACAGGACUGAAUUCUCAGCGUUCGUUAGAAGCUAAUCACCGACCAGAGUGAAUCGAUUAAAAUCCUCUUCGUUUUAAACGACUCCUGUAUAUUUCGAGAAUUCGUAUGACCGAACAUCUACUUUUUGCACGUUCUAUUUGCGCGAUCGGUUUUCGCGGCUCGUGUAUAAAUUCCCUCCAUCUUCCUCUCCAAUUGUCACAUCUCCGUCUCUCCAGUCCGAAAAGAACCGUCUUCGCCGUACCAAACCGUUUUGUACGAGAUUAUUCGUCGCAUCGGUGAAACGUUGAUGUCGUUUCGAUCGAUAGAUCAGAGGGAAGCGAGCCACCGAGGGUCGCGCGCACGAAACAGAUAUUAAUUUAUGAUAUUUAUUUUA
Messenger RNA from Megachile rotundata (alfalfa leafcutting bee), 1927 nucleotides. RefSeq names its product putative acetylcholine receptor chaperone. Gene Ontology annotation, biological process: positive regulation of protein localization to cell surface; chaperone-mediated protein complex assembly. Gene Ontology annotation, cellular component: endoplasmic reticulum. The record is from RefSeq and is a predicted model, not a curated record. Lineage: Eukaryota; Metazoa; Arthropoda; Insecta; Hymenoptera; Megachilidae.